Molecule: messenger RNA, 1329 nt
Organism: Owenia fusiformis
Lineage: Eukaryota; Metazoa; Annelida; Polychaeta; Sabellida; Oweniidae
Source: the annotation of a GenBank genome assembly
UAAAGCUUGGUGUCGUAGUAAUUUCAUCAGACACGAAUAAUUAUGAAAAGAACCCAUACGAUCACGCCUUGAAUUAUAAAUCUACCACUGAACCAAACAGGCGAAUCUACCACUGAACCACACAGGCAAAGACAACAGCUAUAAUGGCACAUAUAAUGACACGGAAAACAAUGAACAAUGCAGCAACGAAAACGACACAUCGAAAACACCAUCGGCGGUCGGGGUCCCGGGGGUCGGGGUUCACGACAACACAAAAGGAACAUUCCGGGGAAAGUGACCAUUACAUCUCCCCUAAAUUCCAGCCUCAAAAACAAGAAAAAUGCGUUCUCAAAAACUGCAACAAGUCCCCAAAGUUGCCUCAAAAGCAAAUUGGAGACAUUCACCCCCAAAACUGGGCAAAAAACUAAAAGUGUAAAUAUUUACAUUGGUGAAAACUUUUCAGUGAGAUUAAAUGAAUAUUUCAAAUUAAUCAAAUGUAUCAAUGAUAACAAAGAAGGAGGACUGAUACAAUACGAAUAUGAUCCUUUUCGCAGAGUAAGGAACAUGAAAUUAUCAGAACAUGCUCAGAAGUUGCAGGAUGUCCCAAAUGCUGGAGGAAGUUCUGUUAUAUCUGAAGUUAUGUCAUACGAGGUGCUCAAAAGAUGCUUCGGUGCAAAACUAUUGAAGACUGAGAUGGAGGUGUCAUACUUCCCUGAGGGUGGGUCUAUCACAGAUUAUGUGUGUGAGAUGUUCUCAACGAGGUUAGGUGUAUCGGUCACCAGAGCAAUGAAAUACAGAGGGGAGUACACAGAUGAGGACGCCGAGAAAUUGUUGGUCAAGAAAUUAACAGGUGUGAUCCAAGCCACACAAAAUUCUUUGGAGAAUUGGUCGAAACAAAUUUUACACGUCUGGGCUACUUCGACAAAUGUGGCAAACACAAUAAUAAAGACUUAUCACAAAUUACCCGAACAUAUCAAAUGUAACACGGUUGUUAUAGUGACCAUAGCCCACAAUUCACCUGAGAUUUUCUUCAAUAUGUAAGCAAAUCUGAAUUCAUGGAAUCGGAAUCAUUAAAAUAUUUUGCACUGUUGAUAAUUAUUUUAUUAUUUAUAUUGUAAUGUAUUAACUACAUGUAAUUUUGUUUAUGUUUAUAUUUAUGUUUUUGUAAAAGCGGCGUCGGCAGAAUUCUUUUAAUAAUAUAAUGGAUUUUUUCAAGUAUCAUGGAUAUUGCUUUCUCCGUACGUCCAUGUUGUAACGAAGCUUCAGUAUUUAUACUCUUAGUCUUACAUUUUUAUUUUUAUACACAUAUUUUUCUGUAUUAUGAUGAAUAAAGUUUUAAUGCCCAUUGUA